Molecule: messenger RNA, 434 nt
Organism: Teleopsis dalmanni
Lineage: Eukaryota; Metazoa; Arthropoda; Insecta; Diptera; Diopsidae
Product: serine protease inhibitor Kazal-type 1
Exons: 1
Coding region: 108-347 (79 amino acids)
Molecular function (GO): protein binding
Source: RefSeq, a predicted model, not a curated record
GAACUUACAUUCUUAAAGCCAACAACUUACAAUUUUUUGAAAUUUUAUUAUCGAGAAAAUUUAAGUUUACUUCGUUCGAACUUUAAAAACAACUCAAAUCCAACGAUAUGAAGAUCUUUCAACUUUUGUUUAUCUUCGGUUUAAUAUUGGCCGCAGUCUGCUCGGUCACAAGUGCACAGGAAGAAGAUGCACCAAAACGUAAAUUCUGUCCUUGUCCACGCAACUACGAUCCGGUGUGCGCCAGUAAUAUGGUGACUUAUUCCAAUCGCUGUGAGUACGACUGCGUAAGGCGCCAAGCAGAAAGAAGUGGACGUUCAUUACCAUUAUUGCGUAAUGGACCAUGCUAAGGAUAUUUGGACCAGAAAAAAAAAAAAUGAUUUUGUUAUUAAUUAUUUGAUGUGUGAAUUUUGUUUUAAAUUAAUCUAUUAAAUAUU